Phalaenopsis equestris is the source of this 1970-nucleotide messenger RNA. RefSeq lists its product as uncharacterized. The transcript is spliced from 7 exons. Lineage: Eukaryota; Viridiplantae; Streptophyta; Magnoliopsida; Asparagales; Orchidaceae. Bases 395 to 1681 code for a protein of 428 amino acids. The record is from RefSeq and is a predicted model, not a curated record.
CUUCUAACAUCAAAUGAUUCUUCAGAGCCAGCUACACGAAACCCGCGGCCAUAAAUCUCUCAUUUAAUUCUCAUUCAACAUCUCAUUAACUUCUCCAGUUCUCGGUAGGUCAAGCUUUUACCACUCCCUCCUCCACUCCUCCUUUCUCCACCUUCACCAAACAGAAACCAGAAAGAAGACAUUUUGCUGAAAAGAGAGAGGGAAACAAACACUUAGAAGCAAAGUUGAUGGAGAUGGAUGAAGAUAUCUGCUGCUUUCAGCCUUUAUCGUCAUCGAAUAUGCUACAAUAAAUAAGAGCUGGUUCGAAGUCCCUCAGUAAAGGCCAAAGCAUGUCUCUUUCCUCCGCUUCAUCUGAAGCUUCUCUUAAGAAAGCUCUCAGAAAGCGCUGAAACUCAUGAUAUUGAUGAUGCCGCCCGCGAGGAAGACGAAGUUGAGAGACCUCUCUCUUCUUCUUCUUCUUCUCCUUCUUCUUCUCUUCUUGCUCGACAGAGGUGCAGCAAGCAAGAGGGUUUCUUCUUUAAGGCUUGCGAGAAUACGGAGGCAUUUGGAUAUGAUAAACAAGCCUGCUCUGCGAUCCAUUCAAAGCCCGGAUGGAGAUAUUAUCGAUUGUGUUCGUAGCCACAAGCAGCUUGCGCUCGACCACCCUCUGCUCAAGGAUCAUAUAAUUCAGAGAUUGCCAUCAGAGAGACCUGCAUUCUCCGGCGGGCGGGUGAUGAGUAACUCAACAAUAACAAAACAAGCAUGGCAAAAUUGGCACCAUGUUGGGCACUGCCCCAAGGGCACAAUACCGGUACGUCGGAGCUCCAUCGACGACGUCCUCCGAGCCAAAUCACUGUAUCACUACGGCAAGAAGCGGCACCGUCGAUGGCCAAUGAACCCCGGCGGCCGAUCGGCAUAUGCUCCGGAUGUUGUUAGUGGCAAUGGUCAUGAGCAUGCAAUAGCGUACACGGGAACAGACCAAGAAUUGUAUGGAGCAAAGGCUACGAUUAACGUAUGGGAACCGUCCAUUCAGGUUGGGAACGAGUUCAGCUUAUCUCAGAUUUGGGUCCUAUCAGGCUCUUUUGACGGCUCUGAUCUCAACAGCAUUGAAGCCGGCUGGCAGGUCAGCCCUGAGCUUUAUGGAGACAGCAGGCCCAGGCUCUUCACUUAUUGGACGAGCGAUGCCUACCAAGUAACAGGAUGCUACAACCUUCUCUGCUCUGGAUUCAUACAAACCAACAAUAAGAUAGCAAUCGGCGCUUCCAUAUCUCCGAUCUCAUCGUUCGACGGCAACCAAUUUGAUAUCAGCAUCCUCAUUUGGAAGGAUCCAAAGCUGGGAGACUGGUGGAUGAGCUUUGGUGAUGAUAUGCUGGUUGGCUACUGGCCAGCAGAGCUCUUCACUCACCUCACAGAUAGAGCAACCAUGGUGGAGUGGGGAGGUGAGGUCGUUAAUACUCGUUCCGACGGACGGCACACUUCGACUCAGAUGGGUUCGGGUAGGUUUGCGGAAGAGGGUUUUGCCCGAUCCAGCUACUUUCGAAACCUCGAAAUUGUUGAUGCAGAUAACAGCCUAAGCCCGGUUCAGUCUAUCACUACUCUUGCUGAAAACCCUAAUUGCUAUGACAUUAAGAGCUCUGCCAAUUCUGAUUGGGGCACUUACUUCUACUAUGGUGGACCUGGGAGCAAUCCCAGGUGCUUGUAAUUUGUCAAACACCUUGCAUGCAGCUAUUGUUUAGAAUAUCAAGUUCAUUUUUCUCUCAGGCCUAUAUUUGAUAUCAAUGUAUUAAGGCGUUGGUAUAUGUUGUUUUGGUGCUGCAUGUAGGGGAUGCAAGUGCUUGUUUUGUUUCUAUUUUUUAUUUAGUUUAGCACUAGAGUUUCAUGCUACACUUGUUAUAGGAAAAAAAGUUUGUGUACUGAUAGCACAAAAUUUCAACAAGUGUAAUAGCCAUGAAUAUUAUUUUGUUUAUACAGAUUCAAGCCUAGGGUGUAAA